AUGGCUGGUCGAGGAUCUGCGAGUCGUUUAGUUGAGAAUGAGACAGCCAUUGCCUACGUGCAAAUGGAUGGUUUGGCGAUGAUGAAAAUUAUUAAACAUUGUCAUGAAGAGAGUGCAGGUAACAUGAAAAUGGCCCAAGGUGCGCUUCUUGGGCUAGUUGUCAAGAACCGCCUGGAAAUCACAAACUGCUUUGCCUUCCCUAAGAACAGUGAUGAUUCCAUGGAUGAAGAGGAAUAUCAGCUGACCAUGAUGAGGAGGUUACGGAGAGUGAAUGUAGAUCAUUUCCAUGUUGGAUGGUACCAGAGCUCAGAUGUUGGGAACUUUUUGAGCUUAUCAUUGCUCGAGAGCCAGUUCCAUUAUCAGACCUCAAUUGAAGAAUCUGUCGUUGUCAUCUAUGAUACUGCCAAAACUGCUCGUGGAUUUUUGACAUGUAAGGCAUAUCGUCUAACUCCUCAGGCUAUCAAUAUGUACAAAGAGGGAGAGUUCACUCCAGAGGCUCUUCGUACUCUGAAAGUUGGCUUUGAGUCAUUAUUUGUUGAAGUGCCUGUUGUAGUAAAGAAUUCUUUACUCACAAACAUCAUGCUUACUGAAAUUGACGAGAUGGUCCCUGAAGAUGAAGGAACUAAGUUUUUGGAUCUCGGGACAGCGUCUGUGCUUGAAGGACAGCUCCGGAGUAUGAUGGACAGAGUUGAUGAGCUUAACCAGGAAGCCAUCAAAUUCAACAGAUUCCAGGUCCAGGUUAUUCGUCAACAGCAAGAGAAGCAUCGUUUUACAUUGAAGAGGGCUCAAGAAAAUGCUGCCCGGUCAGCCAAGGGAGAGCCUCCUUUGCCAGAAGAGGACCUCACCAAACUUUUCAGACCAAUUCCUGUGCCACCCCGUCUCAACCCCAUGAUCAUCGCUGGACAGAUCAACACCUACAGCCAGCACAUUUCUCAGUUCUGCUCGCAAUCUCUUGCAAAGUUAUAUAUUACUCAAUCCCUUCAGCAAGCAAAAGAAGCAUCAAACAAUUAGCUGAUUGUAACAUUCAUUGCGUCCAUGACGCCCCUAUUUUUGAGCUUGUGGAGGCAAGCUCUUUUCCUUUUUUACUGGAUCGUAACCUUUGGGUAUGCAUCAGAUAAUUCCUCUUUUAUUAAAAGUUCUGAAAGUGUACCAAUGCAUUUUUUUGGAAAGAGGGAGUUCACUAUUUUGAAGCAAAGCUUUUUUUGAAUGAUGAUAAUUGCAGGUGUAUUCAUGUCUCUGGUCUCCAUCAUGUUCAUAUGAAUUCAUUAUACAUCAGAUUGCAACUUGUGUGACUGUUGAAAUUUCUUUACAGUUUUGUUUGGCAUUAAAGGUAAUAUAAAGCAAG
Thrips palmi is the source of this 1345-nucleotide messenger RNA. RefSeq names its product eukaryotic translation initiation factor 3 subunit H (gene eIF3h). Lineage: Eukaryota; Metazoa; Arthropoda; Insecta; Thysanoptera; Thripidae. The record is from RefSeq and is a predicted model, not a curated record. The coding region runs from base 1 to 1011 and encodes 336 amino acids. The transcript is spliced from 6 exons. Gene Ontology annotation, cellular component: cytosol; eukaryotic 43S preinitiation complex; eukaryotic translation initiation factor 3 complex. Gene Ontology annotation, molecular function: translation initiation factor activity; metallopeptidase activity; protein binding.